This is a messenger RNA of Silurus meridionalis, 2018 nucleotides long. Its product is annotated as sialidase-3-like. Gene Ontology annotation, biological process: oligosaccharide catabolic process; ganglioside catabolic process. Gene Ontology annotation, molecular function: exo-alpha-sialidase activity. The record is from RefSeq and is a predicted model, not a curated record. NCBI's taxonomy places the organism in Eukaryota, Metazoa, Chordata, Actinopteri, Siluriformes, Siluridae. Gene Ontology annotation, cellular component: cytoplasm; lysosome; membrane.
UGCUUUGUUGGUAGGAUAUUCUCAUGAAGUCAAAAACCUACAGCAUUUCCGCGCCUCUCGCUACCGUAAAGCAUAAAGUACACUCGCACCAGAAACUGAAAAGUAACGGGAACUGAGCUUGUCGGAUGUGAGAGCGACCAGGAAACAGUCCAGAUGAUCAGAGGCAGUCUGGAAGCGGACCAGUGGUGAAAACCGAACCGACGUUCAUAACUAGGUAAAAACAUUUAAAGAAAUGGCAAACAGUGAAUCAGUAAGUGUUUCCCAGAUGUGGCAAGCAGACUCACAGAGAACAACCUUGUUCAGAAAAGAGCAAAGUGGCGUCAAUUACAGAAUCCCAGCUCUAAUCUAUAUUAAUGAUGGCCAAACAUUUCUUGCGUUUGCUGAGAAGAGAACAUCGUCUAGUGAUCAUGAUGCCACUUUGCUGUUUAUGAGGAAAGGAACACGGCAGGAUGGGACCAUUCAGUGGUCACCUGUUCAGGAGCUUAGCACAGCUUGUUUGCCAGGACAUCGCACCAUGAACCCAUGUCCGGUGUAUGAGAAAGAAACUAAGACUCUCUUUCUGUUUUUUAUCUGUGUGGUGGGUAAUACCUCAGAGCAUAACCAAAUUCAGUCCGGUAAGAACAAGGCUCUGCUGUGUUACGUCACCAGUAGUGACAAUGGGCAAAAUUGGAGCAGCGCAAAAGAUCUGACAGAAAGUGUGAUUGGAGGUGAAAUUAGAAAUUGGGCCACGUUUGCUGUUGGACCUGGCCAUGGCAUUCAAAUGAAGAGUGGCCAACUCAUCAUUCCUGCUUAUGCCUAUUAUAUAAACAGGAGGGAUGAUAAACAACCACAUACAAUUUCCCAGUCUUUUGCAUUCUAUAGCGAUGAUAAAGGGGCCACAUGGAAGUUUGGAGAAAGAGUAACCACUGAAUCUUGUGAGUGUGUGAUGGCAGAGAUUAUUGACAAAGAGAGCAGGAGUCACUUAUAUUGCAAUGCAAGAUGCACAAAAGAUUGUAGGGUUGAAAGUCUGAGCGAGACCAGUGGAAAAGCUUUCGGGACACCUCAGUUUCCACGAAACCUAGUAGAAACUGGUACUGGCUGCCAGGGUAGUGUUUUGAGCAUUGCAGUGUCUUCCGAACAAAAGUCAACAUCAAACACUGAGAACUGGCUCCUUUUUUCUCAUCCAACUGACAGAAAAAUGAGAAUGAAUCUUGGGGUGUAUUUAAAUAAAUCUCCUCUUAGUGGCUCUGGUUGGAGCAAACCAUGGAUCAUACAUCACGGGCCCAGUGGAUACUCAGAUCUAAGUAUAUGCGAGCAGCCUGAUCGUUUUGCCUGCCUCAUGGAGUGUGGGGAGCAAAGUGAGCUUGAAGAAAUAGCCUGUGGAAUUUUCUCUCAGUGAUCUCUUGAACAUUCAGUAGAUAGAAUUACAUGCAUGUGAUUAAUCAAAAUAUUGAAAAGCACUUAAAUCAGAAUAAAAUUCUCAUCAUGGUUAGAAUUCAGUUUGUACAGCACUUAAAAAAACAAACCACAACACACCUCAAAUUUAAAUAUAAAUGUAAAUUCCUACAGAGUAACCAAUAGUGGAACCUAAAGUGGGCAUUUUCUUAUGCUGAAUGCAUCUGGCUGUGGUUGACAUUGAUACAGUACUAUUUUUAUAUUGCUUAUGAUAUUUUAAUGCUUCAAAGGUAUGAUUAAUAUUAAUGUGCUGCUCCACUGCACUCUACUGAUGUUUAGGCAUUUGGAGAAUGUGGUUAUUCUAAAGGUUAAUUACAUUAUUUUUUGUGUAGGCAUUUAGACUUACAGGAGUGUUAUGCUUGCUUGCGUGUUAUUUUUUUGCACAUUAUUAGUUAUUCAGAGUAUUACUAGAUUUCAGAUGGCAAAACUUUAGUUAGUUAAUAGCUGACAGUAAUUCAUGCCAACAAACAACAAAAAAUCUAUAUAAUAAAGCAUCAAUGUUAAUUUAAAGUAAAUGUUUUUGCUUUGUUAUUGAAAAAUAUAUUAUGCAUUUAAUAAUUUUUAAAAUAAAAAUGUUUAUAUUA